Messenger RNA from Lathyrus oleraceus (garden pea), 748 nucleotides. Its product is annotated as D-2-hydroxyglutarate dehydrogenase, mitochondrial. Lineage: Eukaryota; Viridiplantae; Streptophyta; Magnoliopsida; Fabales; Fabaceae. The transcript is spliced from 4 exons. Gene Ontology annotation, molecular function: FAD binding. The coding region runs from base 2 to 694 and encodes 230 amino acids. The record is from RefSeq and is a predicted model, not a curated record. Gene Ontology annotation, cellular component: mitochondrion.
GAUGAUGAAUCGGAAUAGCAGAGACACACUUCGUUUCCUCUCACGCUUCCAUCAUCACCAACAACAAAACCCAUCUCUUCUCCCUUCUGCAUCACCGUCUUCUCAAUUCACAUCAGUAACAGGUUUUCAUGAAAAUUCCCCACAAUUACAGCGCAAUGUUGUUUCCGGGGAACAUAAAGCUUUGUCUUUUUUCAACCCGCUGAGAAAUUCCUUGAAAAAUGAGCAAUUGGGUGGUGGAAACCCUUUCGAAAUUCAUCAGAAAUGUUAUUAUGGUUCAAUGGGUGGAGUGGUUCAGAGGAGCUCCAGAUUCUCAGAGUUGAAUGAUGAUGAUGUUAAAUACUUUCAAGAGAUUUUGGGGAAGAAAAAUGUUGUACAGGAUGAAGAUAAGCUCAGUGCUGCUAAUAUUGAUCGGAUGCAUAAGUAUAAAGGCUCCAGUAAGAUUCUUCUACAGCCUUGCAACACUGAUCAGGUUUCUGAGAUUCUUAAAUACUGUAACUCCAGAAACCUGGUCGUUGUUCCUCAAGGUGGAAACACUGGUCUUGUAGGUGGAAGUGUGCCCGUCUUUGAUGAAGUGAUUGUUAGUCUUAGUUCAAUGAACAAGAUCGUAUCUUUUGACAAGGUUAGUGGAAUACUGGUAUGUGAAGCUGGGUGCAUAUUGGAAAAUCUAAUGUCAUUCAUGGACAAUGAAGGGUAAUCUUUUUCACUUUAUAAGUAUUAUUUUUUUUAAUUGUCAUAUAUCUGUUUCAUA